AUGAUUCUCAGGUCCAAAACACUCGCUGCUGGCUCAGCGCUGGUCGCUGUAGUUCGCGCUUCGCAACCUGGAGCUGCCGCGCCUGUCCCAGGUCCCAUGAGAGACCUCACUUGGGGUCAGAUUAACUUUAUCCACACAACUGAUACACAUGGCUGGAUUGGCGGUCAUUUUCAAGAGCCUCAAUACUCUGCCGAUUGGGGUGACUACAUCUCCUUCACCAAGCAUAUGCGCGACGAAGCCGAUAAGCAGGGCGCCGAUCUACUAGUCGUCGAUACAGGCGAUCGCGUCGAAGGAAAUGGGUUAUACGAUGCAUCAACUCCCAAAGGCCUCUUCCAAUAUGAUAUUUACGCCGAAGCCGAUGUCGAUAUCAUGUGUACCGGCAACCAUGAGCUUUACAAAGCUUACUCGGCUGAUAUGGAACACAAUACCACUGUUCCCAACUACAAGAACAGCUACCUAGCUUCGAAUCUCGAUUAUAUCGACUUCAAGACCGGCAAUCGUGUUCCUCAGGCUCCGCGCUACAAGAAGCUCAAGACAAAGAACCAGGGCCUCAACAUCGUGGCCAUGGGCUUCCUCUUUGACUUUACCGGAAAUGCCAACAACACCGUUGUCCAGCCCGUUGAGCAGACCGUUAAGGAGGAUUGGUUCCAGGAGGCCAUUCGGGAGAAGCCUGAUCUCUUUGUUGUGAUUGGUCAUGUCGGCCUUCGCAUGGAGGAGUUCAAGGUUAUCUUUACUGCCAUUCGUAAACAGAACUGGCAUAUCCCCAUCGCCAUUUUCGGCGGUCAUGCACACGUUCGCGAUGCUGUUCAGUACGAUUCCGGCGCUUUUGCUAUGGCCAGUGGUCGUUACUUUGAGACGAUCGGAUGGAUGUCGAUCGAUGGUAUCAAGAAGGGUGUCGAGGGUAGCAAGGAGGUCAAGGCAGCUGCUUCUCCUACCUUCACCCGUCGGUACAUCGACAACAAUCUUUACGGCCUGCAUUAUCACACUGGUCUCAAUGAGACUACUUUCCCUACCGAGCACGGAAGGAGAGUCAGCAAGUCGAUCACUCGUGCCCGCAGUGCACUUCAACUCGACUACAAGUUUGGCUGCGCACCUAAGACACUCUGGAUGACCCGAGCCAAGCACACUGACAAGAACAGCAUUUACCACUGGAUCUCAAGCCAGCUUCUUCCCGAUAUUGUCACCCGAAAGGAUCGCAAGGAUAAGCCGAGAUUGGCUCUCUUCAACACCGGCGGUAUUCGAUUCGACAUUUUCAAGGGAGGCUUCACACGAGACUCCACUUAUGCCAUCAGCCCAUUCACCAGUGGUUUUAGUUACAUUCCCGAUGUUCCAUACAAAGCCGCUUCCAAGGUUAUCUCUCUUCUCAACAGUGCUGGAAGAAUCCUUACUGAGAACGGUCUUGACGCCAAGUACAUGGCCAUGCCCGAGCAAGCUUUCCCUGCUCCCGCUCUCAAGGCCCAAUUCGAGGCGAACAAGAAUGAUGAAGAAGAUUCGCGUCUUGAACUCCGAAGUUUCUUCGAUAAGCCUGAUCUGACAUCCGGCUACACUACCGUCGACGAUAUCGGCACUGAUGGCGAUGAUACUAUUCAUGAGCCCGUCAAGACGUAUCAACAACCCAACUGUAUCCAGGCUGAGAUUGCCAUGCCCAAGGAUGGUGAACCUGAGACGGUUGACUUUGUGUUCCUUGACUUUCUCCAGCCUUGGAUCAUCCCUGCCCUGAAGCUUGCGGGAGCUGGUGAUUUUAGUGAUGGCCAUGUUGAGCGAUACAUCGAAGGUACAUUUACGUACCUUAUGGCUGAUUGGAUCAGCAAGAAUUGGCAGGGUGACUGUUAA
Molecule: messenger RNA, 1833 nt
Organism: Fusarium coffeatum
Lineage: Eukaryota; Fungi; Ascomycota; Sordariomycetes; Hypocreales; Nectriaceae
Exons: 2
Coding region: 1-1833 (610 amino acids)
Biological process (GO): nucleotide catabolic process
Cellular component (GO): cytosol
Molecular function (GO): hydrolase activity
Source: RefSeq, a predicted model, not a curated record